Messenger RNA from Staurois parvus, 363 nucleotides. NCBI's taxonomy places the organism in Eukaryota, Metazoa, Chordata, Amphibia, Anura, Ranidae. The record is from the annotation of a GenBank genome assembly.
CAGCAGCUAUGGGAGUAUUAUUUAAUCUGCAGCAUGCACCCUAUGUCAAAAAAUUCAACACACCAGCAGUGUGUAGGAGACCUGAAAGUGGCACAUGGCAGAGUGUGGCGAUGGAGACAGCAGCAUUGGGAGGCCGUACAGGGACCCAUGACAGACUCUGGACUCAGGCAUGCAGCACAGGGGCGCAUGAGGAGGCGGUAUAGCCUGGGGCCAUGGCAGAUUAGGGCCUGGCAGCAGCUAUGGGAGGCCCCAAAUCUGUGCGCCAGCACCCUAUGUCAAAAAAUUCUGAACACACCAGCAUGUGUGAGUGAGCGUACCUGAAAGUGGCACAUGGCAGACACUCUGGACCUGGCAGCAGCAUGA